AAUAAUAAUGCGUACGUCUUUUCUCUUACGGUUAUCGAAAGGUAGAAUUGGAAGAGUGAGGGACUCCUGUGAGGCUGUGAUACAGAGCAAAGGUCGUUUCCUCUGUUCAUUUCCACUCCGGCACUCCCCCAGUCCCCCGCCGUUGACGUUGUGAAAGCAAAGAGAAAAGAGAUCAUGGCUGUAUAUUACGACCGGCAAGCAGAGGCAUACCUCAACGCAAGGCCAAUGUAUCCCAGUGAAUGGUACUCGAAGCUUGCGGCUCUCACCCCUAAUCGGACCUUGGCCUGGGAUGCCGGCACGGGCAAUGGGCAAGCAGCAAUUGGGGUAGCUGAACACUAUGACCAAGUGAUUGCAACUGAUUCAAGUGAAGGCCAAAUAAAGCAUGCAAUACCACACCCCAAGGUUUGUUAUGUCCAUACUCCACUCUCCAUGUCUGAGGAUGAAUUAGUAUCACUGAUAGGAGGUGAAGGGUCAGUUGAUCUGGUCAUUGUGGCUGUAGCUGUCCAUUGGUUUGACCUCCCAAGCUUCUAUUCUGUUGUUAAUCGCGUCUUAAGAAAACCAGGAGGCGUAAUCGCUGUUUGGGGUUACAAAAACUUCACCGUAGAUCCGAUUUUUGAUUCAGUCAUGGAGCGUUACAUUGACACUGCUCGUCCUUUCUUUAAUCCAAACAUUCGUUACAUAAAUGAUUCUUAUUGCACACUUCCUUUUCCAUUCGAGAGCGUUGGUAUUGGAUCAGAAGGUAAUCCAUUGAUGCUUGAGUUAACUCAGGAGUUGUCAUUUGAUGGGGUAUUGAAAGAGUUGAGCUCAUGGUCUGUAUUCUCUAAAGCCAAACAAAGUGGUGUUGAUUUGUUAUCAGAAGGUAUGGUUAAAGAGCUUCAGAGUGCAUGGGGUGAGUCUAGUUUGAUAAGGACAGUGAACCGCAAGGCUUUCAUGAUUGCAGGCAAACCAAGGAUUUAAGCCCACUACUUGAAUAUCAUAUAGUUAUAAUUAUAUAUGCUAGUAGCUCCAGCUCUUUUGUGUUGGAUCAUGUAUUUUUUUUUUUUAAUUUGAAAUUAAAAAAUUCACCAUUAAUAAAAGGGAAAAGGCUGGUCACGCUA
Messenger RNA from Macadamia integrifolia, 1097 nucleotides. Its product is annotated as putative methyltransferase DDB_G0268948. The coding region runs from base 175 to 957 and encodes 260 amino acids. Lineage: Eukaryota; Viridiplantae; Streptophyta; Magnoliopsida; Proteales; Proteaceae. The transcript is spliced from 2 exons. The record is from RefSeq and is a predicted model, not a curated record. Gene Ontology annotation, molecular function: S-adenosylmethionine-dependent methyltransferase activity.